UCGAAAUUUGGAUGUUUAUAAUACGCUCCGGAAUCCGAACCCGGGACUGUUUGGUAAAUUCAAACAGGUGGGUCAAACUUUUACGACGCCGUUUCGUGAUUCCCUUUUUUAUUUCACGGUUUGUCUCUGUUCUGAGCUCUGCUGGUGUCCGUUAUUUCUCGCCGAAGCUCCUCAUUUCGCCGGGAAAUCGUUGUUCAGAAGAGGGUAAUCAUUCCAAGCUUAAACCAGAUGUACAUCCUCUUCAUGAAGCUUUUUGGAUGCUGGUUCUGUACAGGAAAGCUGGAAUAGAGCAUCUGCGCUCAGAGGGCUUAAAGGCCUCAGAACUGAACAUGUAAUUACGUUUUCCUUCUGUAGUGAUGUUUUUGUUAUACUGCUUUCACAUUCUUGAUUACAGUUUAAGUACUUUCUCUCUCCAUCCUUUUAGGUGUUUCUGCUUUGCAUCUUUUUUGAUGAUUUAGGUUCUUUUUAAGUCUUUUCCUUGCCAGAAUUAUCUUUUUACUACUUGGGAUUAAAGUUAUGACAGAAUUUUGGGGUUGAAGCCGCAUCCGGGGGAGGUUUAGACAAGCUGAUAUUCCUGCGUUCUGGUUUACUUACUAUCUUCUGGUUUGCGGUCCUCCUUUAAAGGUGGAACAAGUUCUGCAGUGCAGAAAAAAAGGAAUAUUUUCUUUUGAUGAAUUCUUAUUCUGCUGCUUGAAAUACUUAAAUCUCAAGUGGUCACAGAUGGCUCGGUGUUCAACAUUAGGCUGUAGAUUAAUGUAUUUCCAAGAAAGUUUUUAUCCAAAAUUACAAUACUCAACCGCGGUGCAACGAGUACCAGAUUCUGUUGAAGCCAUAUCAAGCUCAAACCCACUGUACAAUCUUCUCCCUGAAUCUCAAAACCCGAAUAACAUGGUUAGUCUGAUAUCCCCUGUCCUAAAGCUAAAAGAUGAUUCUCAUUUAGCCCUUUCCCUUCUCCAUAAAACAUUGCAAGACCAGGGGAUCAUUAGUCAUCUGGAAGCUCCCGUCAUCUCAAGGGUUCUGUUAAGUUGCCAAUCUGAUCCAUCAUCUGCUCUGACAUUCUUCCAAUGGGCUAGAUUGGAUUUGGGUCUUAAGUUAAGCACUGAAAAUUUUUGCAUUAUUGUUCACAUUUUGGUAUGGUCUAAGAAGUUUUCCCAAGCUAUGAUGGUUUUAUCUGAAUUGCUAAAACUAGGCAAGGAUGUUUCAAACUGUGUGGAUGUUUUUAAGACUCUCCUUUUCUGCACUCAGAGCUGUAAUUGGGACCCUGUUGUUUUUGAUAUGCUAAUUAAGGCUUCUCUCAAGAUGGGUAUGGUUAAAGAAAGUUACAGAGUUUUUAGGAAGAUGGUAAGGCUUGGAUUUGUCCCUAGUGUUGUGACCAUCAAUUGUCUUUUGAAUGGGCUUUCGAAGAUGAACUAUGGUAAAAAAUGCUGGGAAAUAUAUGGCGUAAUGCAGAGGAUUGGACUGCACCCAAACACAUGUACAUUUAAUAUAUUGAUGCAUGUUGUAUGUUUGGAUGGGAAUACAGAUGACGUGAACACAUUUUUGGAGAAAAUGGAAGAAGAAGGUUUUGAUCCUGAUGUUGUUACUUACAAUAUGCUGAUCGAUAGCUACUGUAGAAAAAAUAGGUUGAAGGAUGCAAUUUACUUGUACCACAUAAUGUAUAAGAGAGGUAUUAUUCCUGAUUUGGUUACUUAUACAAUAUUGAUAAAUGGAUUCAGUAAAGGAGGCGAUGUUAAGUAUGCUCAUCAGCUAUUCUUAACAAUGGUUAACAGAGGUUUAAAUCCGGAUAUUGUAGCCUAUAAUUCUCUUAUUUCUGGUUUCUGCAAAGAAGGAAUGAUGAAAGACGCGAGGUCCUUGUUGCAUACCAUGAUUGGGGAAGGGAUUCAACCAGAUAAUUUCACUUUUUGGAGGCUUGUGGAGGGUUAUCAGAAACAGGACUGUUUGAUUUCAGCUUUGAAUUUGAUUGUGGAGCUUCAAAGAUUUGGGUUUCCGGUCCCUGACGAUCUAUAUGAUUACAUCAUUAUUGCUUUGUGCAGAGAAAAUAGACCAUUUGCAGCAAAGAGUUUGUUGGAAGGAUUAGCAAGUGAUAGCUAUCGGCCCAAGCUCGGGAUCUUCAGUACCUUGAUAUAUUCCCUAUGUCAUUGUAACUUCUUGGAAGAGGCAUUAAGGUUUGUGGCUAAGCUAGUUUCCAAUAAUAUGAAGCCAGACUUGAGAAUCUACAAAGCAGUUAUUAACUCCUUGUGUAAAUCAAAUCGAUGUAUGGAGGCUGAAAACUUCUUGGGGAAACUGGGUGAGUCAGGUGUUCUACCUGAUGUUGAAAUUUGCAGAAAUUUGGUUAAUGGCUUUUGCCGAGAGAGGAAUUUCGAUGAAGCACACCGUCUGCUGAGAUUCUUUGCUGAGAAGUUUGGUAUCUUGGACACAGUAUGCUAUAAUGAAGUCUUUAGAAUCCUUUGCGAGACCGGUGACAUUUCUCGAGUAAUGGAAUUUCAAAGCAGCAUGAAAAAAAUUGGGUUUGCCCCAAAUGGUCUGUCAUGCAAACACAUGGUUGAUGGUUUGCAAAAUGCCUUGGCUGUACACAAGAACAAUCUCAAACCCAACUAAUAUGUUACACACUCUUCAAGCUUGAAGGCUUAUUAUAUCUUUUUCUGUACAAUCAGUUGUAUGUCACUUUUUUGGCAGCCUGAGGGAUUCUAAGGAACAGCACAAUCAUUGUUGUACUAUACUUGGGUGAUUGCUGCCUUGGCGGUCUUAAAGAUGGCUGCUUAAUUAGCACACGUUUUAUAAACGUUUUGUGCUAAUAGACAUGGCUGAUGAACCCCACCAUCAAAUUGUAGCAUUUGGAGUCAGCUGACACUGCCAGGGACCAUGAAGUUAGUGUUUGUUAGAGGCACUUUUUCUUACUUCCCCUAGUUAGAAACUGUUCUAGUUUUGUUCAAUUUCCAACUACACAAUCAGGUGUAGUCAUAGGGUCGAUUUUCAUUCAGGGCUUUUCCUCUCGAUGAACAGAAAACUUUCAGUUGUACAUAUAAUUUUAUUUCAGUUUGGUAAAAUGAGAAGAGGUUUUUAAUUCCACAGGUGCCACUGUUAUUGCUAAUUUCUUUACUGUAGUUUCCAGCUUGAUUUGGACGAUAAAGAGAGCAGACUUGUGCGUAUGCUUGGAGCUCGAUCAUACAAUUUCUAUCUUAUUACGACAACUUAACUUUGGCCGCAUUUUCCUUUAAUUCAAUUACAAUUAGGGAAAAUCCUAAAGGUAAAGCUGUUCUAAGCAGGGAGUUCAGAAUCUUUGAAAAAAAUUCAAACCCUUCUCAUUCAUCGUCUACCCCGAUCAGAUGUAACAGUCCUUAGUCCCUGCAUUUCAAGAGCAACAAAGAAGAAUGAGUUAACAGAAGAACCAGCUCUUUACUCAUUAUGUUAACCACAUUGCUUAUAAGCAUAUCACAAGAGCCAUUCAAUCAUAUGCUGGUUUCCGACCAUAGCUUCUAUGCUUGUGCCGCUCGGCUGUAGCAAUACAGCAGAAGACAGCAUAACAAACUUGGUGGUUUUAUACCUCAAAAUGUAGACUUGAAUAUCUAAGUUGCAAAAAUUUGGUAGACAGUAAGUGUAGAAAGAUGAUCAGCAGUUACCGUUUGCACAAAUUACCUUGUAGACUCAAAGAAAAGAUCAACGGAAAUUUCAAGGAUCAGCAAUUAAGGUUUGAUCACAGCAGGAACAUUGAUGACAACUGAAACAUGGUAAUCCAUGCUCAGAUUCAGAGGUAAAAAGGACAAUGUAGGGCGAAGUCUAGGUUAUCAUUCAAUACUAGAAUGCAACCCACGCCUUUUAUUACAACCCAGUAACCAAUUGCUUUGCUUACAAAAGCCAAGCAUGGUAAAAUUGUUUUAGAAGAGGUUGCGACUGUCACAAUGUAAUGCCUUGAUACAAGAACAAGGGCCCUCUUCAUCACUAAUUUUUGUUCAAAAUUCCAAUUUUUACCUCAUCACUGCCAACAACAAAUCCUGCUCAGACCUUUUACUAUGCCAUCAUAUCCUCCGCCAUUGCCAACAAAACUUAUACGCAGGGCAAACGAAUCGACAUCCAAAACUGACACUUUUUGUUCUUCAAAACAAAAUUACAACAGAACCCACAACCAUUUAUCAAAAUUUUCAUGUUUAGAAAGCAAUUUGGAACUCAUUGGGGUUAAAAAUUCGGUUUUGGCCAGGAGGGUGGCUGAAAAAAUCCAUUCUUGAUGACUAAAGUAUGCAGCAAGAAUGGCAGAUUUGAGAAGGUUAUAAUAAAGCUAAAACAGCUUUCAGAAAUUGCUAAAAUAUGUAAUGAACUGAGAAAGAGGAGAUCUUAAGCUAUUUUAUAUCGUAGUAGCUCGAGGAAUUUACAAGUAAUCUUUACCUAACCGGAGUAUCUUUCGGCGGCCUUUGGAAUACAGCCUACCACGGCGGCGCCCUUUUUCCUCUGUUAUGCUAAAGUCUAGGGCUGCCUGCUUUUAAAUGGGAUUGUUAGACGGUGGCGUCUUCUCUUGGAGGGGCACGGACAACCCUCAAACUUUGUC
This is a messenger RNA of Oldenlandia corymbosa var. corymbosa, 4540 nucleotides long. Lineage: Eukaryota; Viridiplantae; Streptophyta; Magnoliopsida; Gentianales; Rubiaceae. The record is from the annotation of a GenBank genome assembly.